Molecule: messenger RNA, 2482 nt
Organism: Orussus abietinus
Lineage: Eukaryota; Metazoa; Arthropoda; Insecta; Hymenoptera; Orussidae
Gene: Dph5
Product: diphthine methyl ester synthase
Exons: 3
Coding region: 1283-2137 (284 amino acids)
Biological process (GO): protein histidyl modification to diphthamide
Molecular function (GO): diphthine synthase activity
Source: RefSeq, a predicted model, not a curated record
CCAAAGGUGUUUCAAAAUGUAUUUUAGGCGAGCCCAAAUUUAAUGGUGAUUUUCUUGGGGUCUUGGUAGACCUACGAGGAGUGAGGUUCACCAUAAGCGGGCUACUUUCAGGUGCAACUAUAGCAGCAGCCUUUUUGUUAGCACCUCGCAACUUCCGUGGAAUAGUCUUUUCCAAUGGAGCCACAUUUUAUUGCGUAGGAUGUAAGAAUACACUACAACUCCUCAUGGUGGAGAUAGUCCCAGGAAACCGAAAUCUACAGCUAAGAAACGAUCACCUAUAACAGAUUCAGGUCCGGUACCGGUACCGGUCCGUGAGUUUUUGCGGGUGUAAAAUAUUUGGAUGGAUUGGACAAAUGGAUUCUGACUGAAUGACGUCUUUCUGGUUGGUGUGAGAUUUUUAACAUUUCGUAAGAUCUAAUCGUACUAAUAAUUGCCUGAAUAAUCCUGUAUGUACUAUUGCAAAAUAUUGAACGAAUACUUAGUUUUUACAGAAUUUGUUGAACCCACAAUGAAAUUUGCCUACAAUACUUGACGCUUACAAUACUUAGUUUUUACAUAAUUGAUAUAAUAAAAAACAAUUGUUUUUGGCGUCGCGAUCUCGGUGUUGCGGUAGCAUGAAUUUAAUGCUGCAAACUAAUUUCGUGUAUUUGUAAUGGGUAUUGUUAACUGUACAGGUUUAAGGGUCUUCUAUUAUUAAUUCAACGAUAUAAGGCAUAACAUGAAUUAUAAGUAACACAUGAUAUGUGAGUGCACAUAUGUGAAAGAGAGAGUGAGUGAAAGAGAGAAAGAAACCGGAUGAAAAAAAAAACUUAAAAAAUUUUUCUGUGCUGCCAAAGUUGAACUUUAAUAAAAUUUAAGACUUGAGAGGAGACAAAUAUAAAUGAUUUACUGAACUCCUCGAUGUAUGGUACCCCGGUACCAAAUGGCCCACGACCGGUACCGGUCCGUGGGUUUUUGCGGAUGUAAAAUAUUUGAAUGGAUUGGAUAAAUGGAUUCUGACUGAAUGACGCCUUUCUGGUUGGUGUGAGAUUUUUACAUUUCAUAAGAUCUAAUCAAUCGUACUAAUGAUUGCCUGAAUAAUCCUGUAUGUACUAUUGCAAAAUAUUUAACGAAUAAAGCAUAAUUCAUGGAACGUACUUGAUAACAAUUGUUUCAAAAGUGGCGCUAUUAUCGGAGAAGUGACGUGCAAAAUGGCGACGUAAACCUGCACUGACCGGUAUUCGAACACGUUGAGGAAGCUUGUAUUUUUAAAAAACCGAAUUGUUUGUCGUUUCGGAAGAUAAUGUUGUUUGUGAUUGGUUUGGGAUUAGCUGAUGCUAAUGAUAUCAGUGUAAAAGGUCUCGAAAUUAUAAGAAAGUGCGACCGCGUAUACUUGGAAGCAUAUACGUCAAUAUUAACUGUUGGGCAAAAAGAGCUAGAGCAGUUCUAUGAUCGUUCUGUGAUCCUGGCUGACCGAGAACUUGUAGAGAGCGGUGCAGAAGAAAUUCUGGGAAAUGCGGAAAAAGAAGACGUAGCAUUCCUAGUAGUGGGCGAUCCAUUUGGAGCCACUACGCACACAGAUCUCGUUCUAAGAGCUCGUGAGAAGGGUAUAAACGUUCAAAUAGUGCACAAUGCAUCGAUUCUAAAUGCAGUAGGAUGUUGCGGACUGCAGCUUUAUUCAUUUGGAGAGGUCGUGUCUAUUCCUUAUUGGACCGACACAUGGCAACCUGACAGCUUCUACAAGAAGAUCGAAGCCAAUCGGUCUCGAAAUUUGCAUACUUUAUGCCUUCUGGAUAUCAAGGUAAAGGAACCAACGAUGGAAAGCAUUAUGACGAAGAGCAUAAAAUAUAUGCCACCCAAGUUUAUGACGACAGCCGAAGCAGCCGACCAGUUACUGAAAAUAAUUGAGAAAAAAUCUGAGAAAAUGGUCUACUCAGCUGACAGCUUGGUGGUGGGAUUGGCGCGCAUUGGUUCUAACGAUCAACAGAUCGUUGCAUCUACUCUCCAAGAAAUGAAGGAAACAAAUCUAGGUGGACCUCUUCACUGCCUCGUGAUACCUGCAAGAUCGUUGCAUCCCUUGGAAUCCGAAUAUCUGCUUCAAUAUGCCACUGAUAAGGAACGAUUUCUAGAGAUCAUCAAACGCGAGGAGACCCUCUAAGUCAAAGAUACUCUACUACCAUGUACACCUACCAAUUUUAUUUUUUUUUUAAACUAGCAUAUUUGAAUAAUUACAUAAAAGCGUAUAAAUAAAAAAAAAAAAUGCAAACAUGAUUAUGAAGGUAUCGAUCGUUGCUUCGGAACACUUUAAAGUUCUGAUGGUUAAAUAACUAAGUCAUGGGGACACAUAAUGCUAUGCGAUAAGUUAUGACUAGUGUCGACUCUGAGAUAUAAUUUCUAUAAUAUGUACGGAAGGUCGUGUCGACUUUCUUAAAAAUAAUCAACCUGGUCAAAUCGAUAAGCUCGAAGGCCGCCUUGAAAUAAUACUGAAAAUCACGCUAUGCGU